AUGUCACGCAUAUACACUCCACGAAACUUACACCAUGGACUGCGGUCGGUGUUGAGAUCGCGCCCGGUGACAUCCCCAUCGCGGACGCCGCGGUCCUUCUCCACUACCCUGCAGCGACCGUUGAUGGAGUUGACCGGGUUCACAGAGGAGCAAUUGACCGUCCGCGACGCCAUUUCAGCGAUCUGCUCCAAAUUCCAAAACACAUAUUGGCAAGAAUGUGACCAACAAGAGCGUGAUCCGAAGGAUUUCCACGCCGCCCUAGCAAGGGACGGAUGGUUAGGAAUUGCGCUCCCGGAGGAGCACGGCGGAGCGGGAUUAGGUAUCUCGGAAGCCACCAUGAUGAUGCAGACCAUUACCCAGUCCGGUGCUGGUAUGGCAGGUGCUCAGUCCAUCCACGCCAACGUGUAUGCGACCCAACCACUCGCCAAAUUCGGCACCAAGGAGCAGCUCGAGGAAACCAUCCCCAAGAUCAUCAACGGCACCUGGCGAACGUGCUUCGGAGUCACCGAGCCCAACACCGGCCUAGAGACACUGAAACUCAAGACCCUCGCCCGGAAGCACGAAGACCGAGACGGGUACUCCGUCACCGGCCAAAAGAUCUGGAUCACCUGCGCGCAAGUAGCAUCCAAAAUGAUCCUCCUCGCACGGACCACACCUCUCGAAGAAGUCCAAAAAUCCAACCAGGGGUUAUCGAUGUUCUGCAUUGACCUCGACCGCACGAAGCCGGGGUUGGACAUGCGCAAGAUCAAAAAAAUGGGCGGUCGCGCCGUGGACGCCAACGAGGUGUUUUUCGAUAACUACGAUAUCCCGUCGAGUAGCCUGAUCGGGCAGGAAAACGACGGAUUUAAAAUCAUCCUGCACGGUAUGAACGCGGAGCGGUGUCUGCUUGCCGGCGAGGCUUUGGGGCUGGGCUACGCUGCACUGGAACGGUCUGCAGAAUAUGCCCGUGAGCGCGUGGUUUUCGGACGGCCGAUUGGACAGAAUCAGGGGAUCGCGCAUCCCCUGGCAGACGCGUACAUGCAGCUCGAGGCAGCUAAGCUGGCGACGUACCAUGCGGCGCGGCUAUACGAUGCGUCGACGACGGACGAGUCGAUCCCCUUCCACUCGGUGGGUGUGGCCUGCAACAGCGCGAAGUAUCUGGCAGCGGAGGCAGCGUUCAAGGCCUGCGAGCGUGCAGUCCUCAGUCAUGGCGGCAUGGGAUACGCGAUGGAGUAUGACGUGGAGCGAUAUCUGCGAGAAUGUUUGGUGCCGCGGAUCGCGCCUGUGAGUCGCGAGAUGAUUCUCAAUUAUGUGAGCGAGAAGGUGCUACAGCUGCCUCGUAGCUACUGA
Aspergillus melleus is the source of this 1329-nucleotide messenger RNA. Its product is annotated as acyl-CoA dehydrogenase family protein. The record is from RefSeq and is a predicted model, not a curated record. Bases 1 to 1329 code for a protein of 442 amino acids. Gene Ontology annotation, molecular function: acyl-CoA dehydrogenase activity; flavin adenine dinucleotide binding. The transcript has 2 exons. Lineage: Eukaryota; Fungi; Ascomycota; Eurotiomycetes; Eurotiales; Aspergillaceae.